UCGUUCUGUUGGAAUUCAGCGUGCAGCUGCGGCUUCACAUCUGCGCUUCUCUGUUGUUCACUCAGGUAGGAUUGGAUUUGAGCACAAACGCAUACCUCAACAAGAAUGGCUAUCGCAAUCGUCAAGAUCGGAAUUUCAUUGAAAAUGCUACCAAAUAACAGUGCCGUGUUCUUCAAAUCGGACGGUGGGAGAUUUGGCCAAACCAGGACGAUUAAAUUGCUAACGGGGUCAAAGUACAAGAUUGAAGUGGUUGUCAAACCUGGGGCUGCAGAGGCAACCACUAUGAGUGUAGGCGGAGUCAUCUUCCCCUUGGAGCAGAAGUCUAGAGACCCCCAGUCUGUAGUCUACACUGGCGUCUACAACACAGAGGGCAUGACUCACACCAAGAGUGGAGACAGACAAGCUGUACAGAUCAGCUUGCAGUUCACAGAGGUGGGCUCUUUUGAAGUGGUGUGGCAGGUGAAGUACUACAACUACAACAAGAGGGACCACUGCCAGGGAGGCAACAGUUUCAACAGCAUCGAGUACGAGUGCAAGCCCAACGAGACACGCAGCCUGAUGUGGGUCAACAAGGAGCUGUUCGUCUGAUGGACCAACCAACACAGACAGCAUCAGGGUUGUGUUCAUUAGGCACCAAAACAGAAGUUAACGUAGUGAAACUGGGCGUUACAAUUUUUAUUUUUUUUACCUUUACCAGAUUUGUACCUUGCCAGCUCGGGGGUUUGAACUUGCAACCUUCUGGUUACUAGUCCAACGCUCUAACCACUACCUGAAAUGACAAAAGCUGAAGAACAUACGCACAUCUAGGUACUUUCCGCAGGUGCUGGAGUUGUAGGCAAACUCAUGGAAAACAGAAAGGAAAACGCCUCACCUGAAAUUAGCCAAUGAAAAUACCUGUUACAGUUUUCCGUUUCAAAAUGUUUUGCUACGGUGUUCCCUAUUGAACACGACCCUGAUGUCACUGAAAUGAGAGAUGGAUGACAAUCAGCUGCUGUGUGUUUCAGCUGUAGCCAGCGUGUAAACCCCUCAAAGUGGAUCAUUUGCUGACUACUCGUGAAACUGUUAACCCAAACAUCUUUUCCUCAGAGUCUGUUGUGGCAUAAUGUUCACCCUCGGGUGUAUUCUGUUCCAUGGAGGGCUUGUAUGUGUGUGUUAUCUAUUUAUAUGUAUGAAGGCAGUGUGUUAAUAUGGAUGUGUGUGUGUGUGUGUGUGUGUGUGUGUGUGUGUGUGUGUGUGUGUGUGUGUGUGUGUGUGUGUGUGUGUGUGUGUGUGUGUGUGUGUGUGUGUGUGUGUGUGUGUGUGUGUGUGUGUGUGUUAUAGUACUGUAAUGAGCAGUCUGUGUGUUUAUUUAUUUAUUUAAAAAUUGUUUUAGCUUUUUUUGUUCAAUUAAAAUGUUGUCCCAUGUGUCGUUUUCCCAUGUGUUGACAGAGUACAAGUAGUAUAGGACAUCUGUAGAAGUGAGUGUUUACAUUUUACAAGAUUUUACUAAAUAUUUUCACUAAUUAAAUCAUUAAAAUUAUCUUAUUUUUGAAUUGGGCUGAUUUUGACUAAUCAAAAAUCGAUGUUAGCCAGCACUUGUGUAUCAUAUUUCUCUAACAAGAUGUUAGCCAGCACUUGUGUAUCAUAUUUCUCUAACAAGAUGUUAGCCAGCACUUGUGUAUCAUAUUUCUCUCUUUAUUUUUGUCAAAUUAAACGUUUUAUUAUAUUAGUUGGGAAAACACUAUCAAUACUGAACAACAAUAUAUACGCAACAUGUAAAAUGUGAGAUAGAUUUGGGCCAAACUGUAACUCAGCAAAAUCUUUGAAAUUGUUGCAAUGUUGAAUUUAUUUUGUUGUUCAGUAUAUAUAUUUUUUAAACAAUAUAACUUACUAUGAGAUAUGUAGUGAAAAUGCAACAAAAUGUUGUUUAAUUAUCAGAGCACUGUGCAAUGUUACGACAUCUUUAAUAGAUUGUGGAUAUGUUGUUAAUCUAAUUCCUGGUAGUUUUAACAUUUUGUGGAGGUAUUUGUAAAUAUAGUAAAUAUAUUUGGGAAGA
Oncorhynchus kisutch (coho salmon) is the source of this 2035-nucleotide messenger RNA. RefSeq names its product cannabinoid receptor interacting protein 1b (gene cnrip1b). The record is from RefSeq and is a predicted model, not a curated record. The transcript has 3 exons. Gene Ontology annotation, molecular function: type 1 cannabinoid receptor binding. Gene Ontology annotation, cellular component: plasma membrane. Gene Ontology annotation, biological process: negative regulation of signaling receptor activity. Lineage: Eukaryota; Metazoa; Chordata; Actinopteri; Salmoniformes; Salmonidae. The coding region runs from base 106 to 588 and encodes 160 amino acids.